AAUUAAAGCUUCGUUUUGGAGGGAGAGAUGGGGGAGAAAGAGAAAAAACAUCGCAGCUAAAGGGCGGCACCAUCGUUUCUCUCACUCUCGCCGCCGGCAUUCCCUUCUUUGUUUUCUACUCUCUCUCUAAACUUUGACUUUCCGUUGACUUUUUCUCGUUUCCGGUUCUCUUGGAAGAUGUCUAGUAGGUCAAAUCGUUCCUCCAUCUCGCCGUUCCGUUCACGCAAAUCUCCCGUUCCCUCGCCUUCCACUAAAACGACCGGUCGUCCGGCGACUCCUUCUUCAACGACGUCGUCUCGUCCUCCUUCUAGGCUCUCCUCGUCUCCAGCUACUUCCUCUAGUCCCAACCCCGGCCCAAGUCCGUCCACUGUCGUCGUUGAACGCCUCGAGUCUUCCAAGUCUAAAGAAAAUGUUACUGUCACCGUUCGUUUCCGUCCUCUCAGUCCGAGGGAAAUUAAUAAAGGAGACGAGAUAGCGUGGUAUGCAGAAGGGGACUUUACAGUAAGGAACGAGUUCAAUCCUUCUAUUGCUUAUGGCUUUGACAGAGUGUUUGGCCCGGCAACAACCACGCGCCAUGUAUAUGAUGCUGCUGCUCAGCAUGUUAUAAGUGGUGCCAUGCAAGGGAUAAAUGGCACAGUUUUUGCAUAUGGUGUUACGAGUAGUGGAAAGACUCAUACAAUGCAUGGUGAGCAAAAGUCACCUGGAAUCAUUCCGUUAGCUGUUAAGGAUGUAUUUGCCACCAUUCAAGAGACACCUGAGCGGGAGUUUCUUCUUCGGGUUUCAUAUCUUGAGAUUUACAAUGAGGUUAUCAAUGAUUUACUUGAUCCAAUAGGUCAGAACCUAAGGAUAAGAGAGGAUGCUCAGGGAACUUAUGUUGAGGGAAUCAAAGAAGAAGUUGUUUUAUCUCCUGCUCAUGCUCUUUCCUUGAUAGCAACUGGAGAAGAACAUAGGCACGUUGGUUCUAAUAAUUUCAACCUUCUUAGCAGUCGGAGUCACACUAUAUUCACCCUGACUAUUGAAAGCAGUCCACGUGGAGAGAAGAAUGGGGAUGAAGAUGUGACACUAUCCCAACUGAACUUAAUUGAUCUUGCUGGAUCUGAAAGCUCUAAAGCUGAAACAACUGGAUUGCGGAGAAAAGAAGGCUCAUAUAUAAAUAAAAGUUUACUGACUCUAGGAACUGUAAUUUCUAAAUUGACGGAUGGAAAAGCAACUCAUAUUCCAUACCGAGAUUCCAAGCUUACCCGUUUAUUGCAGUCAUCCCUUAGUGGCCGUGGACGGAUUUCUCUUAUCUGCACCGUGACACCUGCCUCUAGCAACGGCGAAGAAACACACAACACAUUGAAGUUUGCCCAUCGAAGUAAGCAUGUAGAAAUCAAAGCAUCCCAGAAUAAGAUUAUGGAUGAGAAGUCGCUUAUAAAAAAGUACCAGAAGGAAAUUUCCUCUUUAAAGCAUGAACUUGAGCAACUAAGGCAAGGGAUGACGGAAAGACCUUACACGGCUGCGACUACACAAGAUGAUUUGGUUAAUUUAAAGCUUCAGCUGGAAGCUGGUCAGGUCAAAUUGCAGUCGCGAUUGGAGGAAGAAGAACAAGCAAAGGCAGCUUUGAUGGGAAGAAUUCAGCGGUUAACUAAACUAAUAUUGGUUUCCACCAAGAAUUCCAUGUCAUCAAGCAUUCCUGAAAGGUCUAGACAUAGACGGAGGCAUUCUUUUGGUGAAGAUGAGCUAGCAUAUUUGCCAGAUAGGAAAAGAGAAUACAUGAUUGAUGAUGAUGCUGGAAGUUGUGCUUCUGAGCUCUCCGUCGAAGGAAGGGAUGAUGUUGCAAAUCUGGAUGAGCUGGUUAAAGAUUAUAAAAGGAACAGGAGGCGCGGAAUGCUUGGCUGGUUUAAACUAAGAAAACCUGAGAAUCAGGCUGGAAUGUCUCCCAGUGCUGAUAAUGGGAGCUCAGCAAGUGGGUCUCCUGCAUCUUGUUCAAAAUCUUUGCAAGACAAAGUUACAUUGAAUGAUAUGAAGGAUGGACGGAGAAAAUCAGUUAGCAGGAGAGGAGAUGAUCCUGCAAUUGUUGAUUCAUUUCCAGAAAGAACUCAAGCUGGUGAUUUGUUUAGUGCCACUGUUGGAGGUCGUUUGCCUCCGAGUGGAACCACUAUUACAGAUCAAAUGGAUCUUCUCCAGGAGCAGAUGAAAAUGCUAGCUGGAGAAGUUGCAUUGUCUAUUAGUUCUCUAAAAAGGCUGUCAGAGAAAGCAGCAAGCAGCCCCGAAAAUUCACAGCUUAGAGAGCAAAUGCAGAAGUUGAAGGGUGAAAUCAAUGAGAAGAGGCAUCAAAUACGAGUUUUAGAACAACGAAUGAUUGAAUCAGUUGGGAAGGCUCCACAUACAUCAAAUAAUGCUGAAAUGUCGCAGGCUCUUUUGAAGCUUGCAACAAACCUAAAUGAGAAAACUUUCGAACUUGAGAUUAAAUCAGCAGACAAUAGGGUACUUCAAGAGCAACUUCAAGUGAAGAUAGCAGAAAAUUCUGAGAUGCAAGAAACUAUUCUUCUACUAAGGCAACAGCUGAAGAACAAAAGCUCCAGGAAUCCACAAGAAAGUGCAGAUAAUGUGGCAGAAGAAACUUGUUCCAAAGAAUUUUUUGAGAAAAUGAAGAAUGGAAUUGGUUCAUGUGAAGAAACUUACGGUGAUGAUAAUACACCAACUAGUGUCAUGAGCUUGAAUAGAGUAUUUUCUCAGGAUGACUCCAAAGAGUGUGACAAAUGUACCUCUUUGAAUUCCCAAGUUCUUAUUCAGGCUGCUGAGAUAGAGAGCCUGAAGCAAGAGAAGGUGAAAUUAGCUGAAGAGAAGGAUGGGCUUGAAGUUCACAGUAAUAAGCUGGCAGAGGAAGCUUCAUAUGCAAAAGAGUUGGCGGCAGCAGCUGCAGUUGAACUUCGAAACUUAGCUGAAGAAGUAACCAGGCUUUCUUAUGAAAAUGCUAAACUGACAGGUGAACUGGCUGCCGCAAAAGAGGCCCGCUGUAGAUCCAACUGUUGUCAGAGGACUAUGCAUAAUUUUAGACAAAACAACAUGAGUGGUGCCUGGCCCGAGGCACAUCACAGGAAACAAGAGGAUGAACUUCUCAUAGAGGAGUUGCAGAAAGAACUUAGCAUGAGGAACCAAAGAGAAGCUGCCCUGGAAGCUGCAUUAUCUGAGAGAGAGCUAAUGGAAGGUGAUUUGCGGAGAAGAAUUAAUGAAGCAAAAAGGCACGAGGAACAUCUGGAAAAUGAGCUGGCAAACAUGUGGAUGCUUGUGGCAAAGAUGAGAAAACUUGGUGUUAAUGUGGAGGACAUAUCAUCAAGUAUCGCACAAACAGGAGAAAGAAAUGGACCUUUGCCUUCCAAUGGUCACUCGUUUAAAUUAUUGAAACCGGAAGAAGCUUGUGAAAAUUUACAUGGGAUGAAAACAUACGAAGAGUUAAGAGCUUGCUAUCAAGAAGAAAGGAGAAGAUGUGAAGAACUAGAAAGGCUUGUUUCCAGAAUGAAGGGUGAAGAUAUCAGUGGUUUAGAUGUUACAUCUCUCGAAGAACUGAAGAAUUUUCAUGUUGAGGCUAUAACGAAAAUUUGUCAUGCAAAGUGUGCAAAUUUUAUGUUGUAGGGUAUGCAGAAUUUAACCAUGCAUUUAUCUGACCAUCACGGUGUAAUGUAUUCUGUACAUAAUGGAAAUAUUAACCGAACUGUCCUUUCGAUCGAAAUCCUUUUGGUGUAUCAACUACCAUUGCAGAUGCAUCUUUCCCUGGCUAACUUACAUCAGAAAUGCCAGAAAAUGUUGAAAGCUUUUCCCUUUUCUUUUUUCUUUUUCUUUUUUUUUUUGGG
Molecule: messenger RNA, 3836 nt
Organism: Gossypium raimondii (Peruvian cotton)
Lineage: Eukaryota; Viridiplantae; Streptophyta; Magnoliopsida; Malvales; Malvaceae
Product: kinesin-like protein KIN-7C, mitochondrial
Exons: 26
Coding region: 178-3618 (1146 amino acids)
Biological process (GO): microtubule-based movement
Molecular function (GO): microtubule binding; ATP binding; microtubule motor activity
Source: RefSeq, a predicted model, not a curated record